Molecule: messenger RNA, 1425 nt
Organism: Arabidopsis thaliana (thale cress)
Lineage: Eukaryota; Viridiplantae; Streptophyta; Magnoliopsida; Brassicales; Brassicaceae
Product: N-terminal nucleophile aminohydrolases (Ntn hydrolases) superfamily protein
Exons: 10
Coding region: 70-1251 (393 amino acids)
Molecular function (GO): hydrolase activity; threonine-type endopeptidase activity
Source: RefSeq, marked reviewed
CAAAAAACGACACGAUGUUUGCAUCAUUAAUUCAACAACGGUAGACGUUUUUGUUUUUGCCUGAAGACGAUGAUGGCUGGCGACGGAGCAGAUCAAAGUCGACGCUUUUUCGUGGCGGUUCACGUCGGGGCCGGAUAUCAUGCGGCGGCUAACGAGAAAGCUCUUAGAUCUGUCAUGAGACGCGCUUGCCUAGCUGCGUCGACCAUUCUUCGUCAGGAUUCUGGUGAAUGCAUAGAUGCUGUUUCAGCUGCCAUUCAAGUCCUCGAGGAUGACCCGAGCACAAAUGCUGGUAGAGGCUCUAAUCUGACAGAAGAUGGUCAUGUGGAAUGUGAUGCUAGUCUUAUGGAUGGAGAUUCAGGGAUGUUUGGUGGUGUUGGAGCAGUUCCAGAUCAGGUGUCAGAAAUGCUAUCAAAAUUGCUGCUUUGUUGGUUGUUGGUUGGUGAGGGAGCUCGACGUUGGGGUAAAUCCAAAAGUGUUCUUAUACCUGGAACUGUCACAGAAGCUGAUCAGUGGCUGGUUACAGAGAGAGCAAGAAAUCAGUGGAGAAGGUUCAAGGCCAUGCUUUCUGAGGUAGGGGCAAAGAGUAUUCUCUCUGCUGAAGAACAUCCCAGAGGAACCGAGAAUAAUGAAACAUGUGAGGAAAACGUAUCAUCCUGUGCAGCUGCAGAUGAGGAUAAGAUCAUGGACACUGUUGGCGUAAUCUGUGUUGACAAUGAAGGACACAUUGCGUGUGGGUCCUCAAGUGGCGGUAUUGCAAUGAAGAUUAGCGGCCGUGUAGGUUUGGCGGCAACAUAUGGUUCUGGUUGCUGGGCAUCCUCUAAAGGACCAUUUGGAGCUCCAUUUCUAGUUGGAUGUUGUGUGUCUGGAGCGGGAGAGUAUCUUAUGAGAGGUUUUGCAGCUAGAGAGUGUUGUACUUCAUUGGCACUCUCUCAGGCUGGUCCAGCAUCUGCUGCCAUGAAGGUUUUACGUUCUGUAAUGCAUCAAGAGAGUUCAAAAAUUGGAACAGCUGAUAAAACUGCAGGAAUUCUAGUAGUUCAGGCGGAUGCUUCUGUGGUUGUCCCUGGAAGUAAGCCGGAGCUGAAUGCUGUUGAGAUAGCUGCUGCUUACUCGUCACUUUCUUUCGGCGUGGGAUACUAUGGGAACUCUAUAGAGAAGCCAAAGAUUUCGAUUCUCAGGACGAGGAGACAGAUGAGUGAGGCUGGGGUAGACCAUUUUGAAGCCCGGAUUGAUCUCCGCCCAACCUGUUGCUGAUUAAUUUCUGAAGUUUUGGUAUUUUGUGGAGAAAAGUUUCAGAAUCUGUAACAUAGGAGUCAUGGGACACACCAAAAUGACUUCCAACAUCAAUCGUAAUGACUUCAUCCUUAAGCUAUCUUCCAAGACUUACAUUACGUUAAAAGAUACAUUUGAUAAAGCAAAAAUGCUUUU